Motacilla alba alba is the source of this 1068-nucleotide messenger RNA. Its product is annotated as skin secretory protein xP2-like. Bases 1 to 1068 code for a protein of 355 amino acids. NCBI's taxonomy places the organism in Eukaryota, Metazoa, Chordata, Aves, Passeriformes, Motacillidae. The record is from RefSeq and is a predicted model, not a curated record. The transcript has 2 exons.
AUGGGGAUAGGAAGGAGGUUUCCAAGAGAUUUUACCCCAGCUUUGUGCCUUGCUCCCCGCCAUCCCACAGGCCUAGGGCUCACAGAGGAGGGGAGAGGUUAUAACGCCAAGAGCCCCUCCCGAGCCGGGCCGCGGGUGCCGGAGCCUGCCCGUGGGAGGGGCGCGGUCCCUCCGCCGCCGCCUCGGCCGGAGCGCGGCCCACGCAGGGCCGGGGGCUCGGGAAACUCCCGCAGCCAAGCGCCGCCGCCCGCCCGCUUCGAUGGGAAAACCCCAAACACUUCGCCGAAACACCGGGGCACCGGGCAGCCUCCUCUCCCCGCCGCGCUGUGCCACGCGUGUUACGCCGCUUUCGUUCCUCCGCCGCCGGCGCAACGCUCCCGCUCCCGCUCCCGCUCCGGGCAGAGCGCUGCUCCCCCGGGACCCCGCGGAGCCCGGGCAGGCAAAAACCCCGCGGCGAAGGAGACGCCUGCCCCCCGCCGCAGCCUGCCCUCGCUCUGCACCCCUGCCCGCGGCUCCGCGCCGCAACAUCUGGACAACAAAAGCUGCCGUCGGGCUGAAUGGGCCGGAUUAGGGUCUGCUCCCCCUGCACACACCCCGCUGGAGCCCAUUGAUGUGCAGAUGCCCAUGGGGCCGCGGGGGCUGGAGCCUAGGACAACACAUACCGCCGCCCUCGACCCUCCCCGCGGCCCCUGGGGCCGGGUGCAAGCUCCAGCCCGCUGGAGCAAUUGCAGAGGGAUGGCCCCAUCCACCCUCAGUGGGGAUACCCAGGCUCUAGAAGGGCUGGGGCACGGCCAGCCCGCGGGAGCGUGGCCACGCCAGCACACUGGAGAUACAGCUGAGCUCCCGUGGCAGAAGGCCCCGGGGCUGGGCAAAGGCAGCAGCCCCGGGCCGGGGCUGGAGCAGCAGGAGAAGCCCUUGCCGGGGGUGUCCAGUACCGCGGGCGUUUGGAGGGGGCCGGGUGCGGUGGGAGAAGGCCAGGAGCGGCAGCAGGCAGAGGGCUGGGAUGCGGAGCGCCUGCACAGCGCUCCGGUGCAAUGGAAAUCGCCCCCACCCCAGAGCCCCCGGUGA